This is a messenger RNA of Tachysurus fulvidraco (yellow catfish), 1325 nucleotides long. RefSeq names its product homeotic protein ocelliless-like. The transcript is spliced from 17 exons. NCBI's taxonomy places the organism in Eukaryota, Metazoa, Chordata, Actinopteri, Siluriformes, Bagridae. The coding region runs from base 108 to 1034 and encodes 308 amino acids. The record is from RefSeq and is a predicted model, not a curated record.
GGAAGCUGCCGUUUUCCUCUAUUUCAGUAAAGGAAGUGACAGAAUAAGCAACACAGACACUGUAUGUGAAGCUGCCUCCCACUGAGCACUGGCCCUGUUGCACUCUGAUGCUGCAGUGUGAAAAUAUUAUAUUCAUUGCAGUGUACAUACACAAGAAGGACAUCAUGGCUGCUAGGGUCACUCUCCUUUUCUUCUGUUAUUUUCUCUGCCUAAAGGCAGCAACAUCUACACCUGGUGUGAAUACCAGUACUGAAACUACUACAACCUACAGCACAGCAGUAGGAGGCACUGUUGUGAAUACCAAUACUGAAACUACUACAGCCAACACAGCAGUAGGAGGCACUGACUCAAAGAUAACGGAUGCAACAAAAGCACCAUCAACCUUUCCAACUGAUACGAAUAAAAGUGCUGGAACUACUGUAACCAACAAACAAGGAGGAGGAAACUCAGGAGGUGUGAAUACCAAUACUGAAACUACUACAACCUACAGCACAGCAGUAGGAGGCACUGUUGUGAAUACCAAUACUGAAACUACUACAGCCAACACAGCAGUAGGAGGCACUGACUCAAAGAUUACGGAUGCAACAAAAGCACCAUCAACCUUUCCAACUGAUACGAAUAAAAGUGCUGGAACUACUGUAACCAACAAACAAGGAGGAGGAAACUCAGGAGAUACAAAUAAAAUUGCUACAACAACAAAAACCAGCAAACCAGGAGGAGGAGUAGGAGGAUACCCUGCUGUGAAUACCAAUACUGAAACUACAGCCAACAACACAGCAGGAGGAGGCUCUGGUCAUCAGUUUGAAGGACCGAUUGUUUCUAAAUUUGAUUCCAGAUAUCUCUGGCUGUUGGUUUUGAUGGUUGCAGUCCUGGCUUUGGCAGUGUACUUGAAGUGCUUUAAAGGGCAGAAGAAUCCAGUUGACAACAUGGACCACGGAACAGAGAAUGCCUCGUUCCAAAGGACAGAGAGUAAAGAUGGAGUUAUGCUAUUAGGAGUCAAAUCAGGAGGGGAGGAAAAUGCUGCAGCAAAAUAAGCAGCCAAGCGGAGUGACACAAGCCAAAAAUAUCAGAAGAUUAAGAAGAUGAAGAUGGCACACUGAAGGGAUCUUCCUUUGGAAUGAAAUGAAAUGGAGUGAUAUGUUUUCAAGUUGUAUACUGUAUGUAAAAAAUGAAUAAAUAUGGGCAAUGACUGUGCACAUGAUCAUUACUGUAUAUGGGGUGUUUUUAUCUUGAGAAUGAGUAAAUAAUAUGAUGUUAUAGUGAGAACAUUGCUGGAAAUAGAAUUCUGUAGUUUUCUGUAAUGUAAUAAAUAUACUUUAAAAUUC